GCGAACGAGGGGGGGGGAAGCUCUGGGGAGCGCUGCAAUACAAGUGUCCGGGACUUUGUGUUGUUAUUACGGAGGACAGAGCCCCCGAGAAGUGCUGGCAGAGAUGGCCCCGGCCCAGAGGAAAGUCUACGUGGUGGGAGUCGGAAUGACCAAGUUUCUGAAGCCCCGAAAUGAGGUUGACUACCCGGAUAUGGCUAAGGAGGCUGGACAGAACGCUCUGGCUGAUGCAGGGAUUGCUUACUCCUUGGUGGAGCAGGCAUGUGUGGGCUACGUCUAUGGUGACUCAACUUCUGGACAGCGGGCAAUCUAUCACAGCCUGGGGCUGACAGGGAUCCCCAUCAUCAAUGUAAACAACAACUGCUCCACGGGGUCCACAGCUCUCUUCAUGGCCAGACAGCUGGUCCAGGGAGGUUUGGCAGACUGUGUUCUGGCUCUUGGUUUUGAGAAGAUGGAACGAGGCUCAUUGGUGACUAAGUUCACUGACCGCACCAACCCAAUGGAUAAACAUGUGGAAGUUGUAGCAAACAAGUACGGCCUGGAAGCGGCUCCAUUGGCUCCUCAACUGUUUGGAAGAGCUGGGCAGGAGCACAUGGAGAAAUAUGGAACAAAGUUAGAACAUUUCGCAAAGAUCGCUUGGAAGAAUCAUAAACAUUCAACAAACAAUCCAUAUUCCCAGUUUCAGGAGGAAUACAGCUUAGAUCAGGUGAAGAAUUCAAGGAAAGUGUUUGAAUACCUUACAGUUCUCCAGUGCUGUCCAACUUCCGAUGGUGCAGCAGCGGCCAUUCUGGCAAGUGAAGACUUUGUGAAGAAACAUGGGCUGCAGCGCCAAGCGGUGGAGAUUGUGGCGCAGGAGAUGAUCACCGACACGUCCAGCACAUUCAGCGAGGAAAGCUGCAUCAAGGCGGUUGGGUAUGACAUGUCCAGGAUAGCAGCGGAAAAGUGUUACAAGACGGCCGGUGUGAAACCUGAGGAUGUGGAUGUGAUCGAGCUCCAUGACUGCUUCUCUGCAAAUGAGCUGAUCACGUAUGAGGCGCUUGGACUCUGCCCACCAGGUAAAGCUGGAGAAUUGAUUGACAGAGGAGACAAUACAUAUGGCGGACGCUGGGUUAUCAAUCCGAGUGGAGGUCUGAUCUCCAAGGGGCAUCCACUGGGAGCAACAGGCCUGGCUCAGUGUGCAGAACUCUGCUGGCAGCUCCGAGGUCAGGCCGGGAAGAGACAGGUUUCGGGGGCCAAUCUUGCUCUGCAGCACAACAUCGGACUUGGGGGCGCCGUGGUGGUCACGUUAUACAAGAUGGGGUUCCCAGACUCAGCAACCAGUUCUUCCCGUAUCCAGCUGAACCCGACCAGCGCUGGCAAUGGAUUUAAAGCCCAAUAUGUGUUCAAUGAAAUUGAGAAAAAGUUGAAAGAGGAAGGAGAGCAGUUUGUUAAGAAGAUUGGCGGAGUCUUUGCCUUUAAGGUAAAGGAAGGACCUAGUGGAGAAGAGGCAACUUGGGUGGUUGAUGUGAAGAAUGGCAAAGGCUCUGUGCACUUUAACUCAGAUCAAAAACCCGACUGUACGAUCACCAUGUCAGAUGCUGACCUACUAUCAUUGAUGACCGGCAAGAUCAAUCCACAGACAGCUUUCUUCCAGGGCAAGCUGAAGAUCACCGGGAAUAUGGGACUCGCCAUGAAGUUGCAGAGCCUGCAGCUGCAGCCUGUGAAGGCCAAGCUCUGAGGAGACCAUGACCAAUCCCCAGCCUGGCAGAUGCCAACCCUGCGAUGCCCAGAUGCCAUCAGUGUUGGCUUCUAAAGGACCAAGCGCAGCUGCUGCUUUCCCUACCCGAGAAUAUAAGAAUGAUCUCCCCUUCAUUUCUCAGCAGGCGCCAUGUACCCGUGCGGGUGUACGUGUAUAUACUGUUAUGUGUAUGAAUGGGACCUUCUGAAGUCCUGACCUACACUUGCCGGGCUGUUUAGAAAUGAGGGGACUUGUUGGGGACUUUGUUUCUAACAGCGUGACCUAAUCUGACGUCUCCUGUCUGUCUUCUCAACGCUCAUGGGUUAAAACAUUUUUCUGAUUUAUAGGGCAGUGGUGAUCGAACUAAUGUCUGUGAUUUUAGGAUACCAGCCGAGUCUCUUUAUACUGCAGCCUUGCAGGGUUACCCAACCAGUGUGCCUCCAGCUGUUGCAAAACUACAACUCCCAGCAUGCCCGGACAGCCGUCGGCUGUCCGGGCAUGCUGGGAGUUGUAGUUUUGCAACAGCUGGAGGCACAUUGGUUGGGAAACACUUUGCCGGGCUCUGAGCAGAAUUCUUGUUAAUAGUGAAAAUAACAUUUAAUAAAAACCACUAAUUUCACAAUUUUUCGGCUUGGUUUC
Molecule: messenger RNA, 2353 nt
Organism: Hyla sarda
Lineage: Eukaryota; Metazoa; Chordata; Amphibia; Anura; Hylidae
Gene: SCP2
Product: sterol carrier protein 2
Exons: 16
Coding region: 104-1714 (536 amino acids)
Cellular component (GO): cytosol
Molecular function (GO): acyltransferase activity, transferring groups other than amino-acyl groups
Source: RefSeq, a predicted model, not a curated record